AUGCUCUCACCACUCUACAUAACUAUUCUCCUCGCUGUAAUUUACCCCAGCUACCAACUAUACAACUCCCUGCGCUAUCGUCUCCAAGCGCGUAACGCAGGAUGCUCAUCACCAAGCAAAUACCGCCACAAAGACCCAAUUCUCGGCCUCGAUCUCUUCUUACGGCGGAUUGAAUCUAUGAAACUCGGCGACACAUUAGCACUUGACCAAAACCUCUUCGACACCUACGGCAAAACCGUGCAAACAAACGUAUGGGGUACGAAACAAUAUGUGACCAUGGACGCGAAGAAUAUUCAAACCAUAUGCGCUACUCAAGUCGAUAGAUUCGGGUCAGCGCCCAUGAAUAAUGCGCCUUGUAAACCGUUUCUGGGGGAUGGAAUUAUCACGGUAGAUGGCGCGCACUGGAAACAUUCGCGGAAUCUCAUCAAUCCUAUUUUUGCUCGGGCUCAGAUUGCCGAGUUGUCUACGUUUGGUAGCCAUGUGAGACGAAUGAUCGGGAAAAUUCCAAAAGAUGGGUCUACUAUCGAUAUGCAGCCGCUUCUGAAAAUGCUGUUCCUAGACAGUAACACCGAAUUCAUCUUCGGAGAGUCAGCUAACUCUUUAGCUCUUGAAACCAGUUCUGUUAUAGCACGCCGACUUCCUGCGAUCUUUGACGAUGCACUGAAAGGAAUGCGCAAGCGGUUUGUCCUUGGUAAAUUAGCUUUUUUGGCUGGAAGUGAUAAAGAGUGGCUUGGGAAGUGUGCUGAGGUUCAUGCGAUCAUUGAUGGUUUUAUUGAGGAGGAGAUUCGCGUUAAACAAUUGGCAAAGCGGGAUGAGCUUUCUAAAAAGAGUAAAUCAGAGGAGACACCCUAUAGCUAUGUGCUUUUGAAAGAGUUGGUUCGGGCAACGGAUGAUAAGAUUUUCAUCCGAAACGAGCUGAUGAAUGUAUUCUUCCCGGCUCGUGAUACGACGGCUGCUAUGACUGGGAAUAUACUCUUCCUUCUGGCGCGACAUCCGGAGGUUUGGAAUACCCUUCGGAAAGAAGUUUUGGCAGUCGGAGAACAGGAAUUGACUUUCGAAUUACUCAAGUCGAUGAAGUAUAUGAAUGCCGUUAUGAGUGAAGGUAAGUCAUUUAUACGACGCCCAUUAACGGAUGACGAAAAGUUAAGGUUGUACUCUCUAGGUCUUCGUCUCCUGAAUCCCGUCGCGCGAAGUUGGAAAACCUGCACACAAACCUGCAUCCUCCCUCACGGCGGCGGACCAAACGGUGAUAAACCCAUUCUCCUCCAACCCGGAGAUCAAGUCGACAUGUCUUUCGCUUCCAUGCAUGUGGACCCUGAUAUUUGGGUGACUGACUCUCGAAAAUUCAAACCCGAACGCUGGAUUGGGCUAAAACAUAGCUGGAAUUUCAUUCCCUUCUUUGGAGGUCGCAGAACAUGUCCAGCACAGCAGAAUGUUUUGACCGACAUGUCUUAUGUUUUGACGAGGCUUAUGCAAGAAUUCAAGUAUUGUGAGAAUAGGGAUGAAUACAAGAACUAUGUCGAGGAAUUCGUCUUUACGAAAGAGAGUAGGAAUGGGGUUAAAGUCGCGUUUCUUUGA
Molecule: messenger RNA, 1578 nt
Organism: Glarea lozoyensis ATCC 20868
Lineage: Eukaryota; Fungi; Ascomycota; Leotiomycetes; Helotiales; Helotiaceae
Product: Cytochrome P450
Exons: 1
Coding region: 1-1578 (525 amino acids)
Molecular function (GO): heme binding; iron ion binding; oxidoreductase activity, acting on paired donors, with incorporation or reduction of molecular oxygen, reduced flavin or flavoprotein as one donor, and incorporation of one atom of oxygen
Source: RefSeq, a predicted model, not a curated record